This is a messenger RNA of Naegleria fowleri, 1356 nucleotides long. RefSeq lists its product as uncharacterized. The record is from RefSeq and is a predicted model, not a curated record. The transcript has a single exon. Lineage: Eukaryota; Heterolobosea; Eutetramitea; Acrasida; Naegleriidae. Bases 1 to 1356 code for a protein of 451 amino acids.
AUGACAAAAGAUUUCUUUCCUGAAAGAUAUGGAUUCUAUUUUCGAACUAAGAAAAUAGCACUGGAUCUUCUCUAUGUGGUUGGUCUCACUAAAUAUCACCACAUGAAUAACAUAUCAAGAUAUAAAGGAGAUGGAUCUGAAUUCACUUCGAUUCACUAUGGAUAUGGAUAUAACACUCUCCUGAUUCAUGAAAUGAUGAGACUAGAACUGUUACUCGUACAAUCAAGGUCUCCUAUAAGAAAAUAUUUAGAUAUGGUCAUUCUUGAUUCCUUAAUAUCACCAAUUACUAAAUUGAAUUUACUUGCAAGUGAUAUGACCUAUAAUGCUGUAGCAAAUCAAUACCUUGCUGAGUGUGACACGAAUGAAUUUUGCUCCAAGAAAUUUAAAGAAUUAAGUGAGGUUAAAACGCCUGUCAAAAAUUAUCUAAUACGAUUGUAUAUUUUAAAUCUAAAGAAAUGUUCAUCCAUGGAUGCUUCAGCAACAAGAGUGAUGUUAAGUUACAUAUUUUAUCAUAGUGAUCUUCAGAAUUUAAUUAUGCCUUUCAUAUUUAGAGUGAUAAGAUGCAAUGCUUUAGAUGUGAAUACUAUCAACAAUUUUUAUUACAGAUUAUUGCACUCGCCGAUCAUACAUAAAAAGUAUGAUGAGAGAGAAGCUCCAUACUAUGCUCUAGAGCGUAAUAUUGGAUGUAAUGAGAUGAUUAAGAAUUUUCAUCAAAUUGAUGAAACACAAUUAGAAAGUGACUUGGUCAAUUUUGCAGAGUAUCAAUUCAUCACUGGAAUGUCAUUAUACAUGCUGAGAGCAAAGAGAGCAAGAGAGAAGUAUAAUAUCAAUGCAACAGAGGACUACCAUGUCCACCCAUUUGUCACAUUCACCAGACCUUUGUUAAUGAUGCAAGGAUCUUUAGAUCCCAUCUCUCCUUUGAAUGGAUCUUUACAUUGGAAGGAUUUUUAUAUUGGAACAAAUCUUUCUACAUUUUCUGAAUCUCCAAUUCAAUCCAACGGAACACAUUAUUUUGUUCUAUUUCCAUUCGUUGGUCAUUUGAUUACCCUUAGAACGAAGUGCAGCUUGAACUUGAUGAUCAACUUUAUCAAAACAAAUGGAACAUCUAUUUAUGAUAAGUGCUUGGAUGAAUAUAACUUGUCCAACGCAAAGAAAACUUUGUUUAACAGUGUCGAAUUUAACACAACCAUCGAACAAUUCCUCCAAUCAAAAGAUCCAUGGGAUGAUGGUCCUCUACUUUCCAUAUCUCACUAUCACUUUAUGGUCAUUGGUUUUACUGUGGCUGGAACUGUCCUUAUCAGUUUAUUUACUUUAUUGUGCUCAUUACUGAUAUUGUCUUGGAAACGACUCUCAUGA